This is a messenger RNA of Gopherus flavomarginatus (Mexican gopher tortoise), 5645 nucleotides long. RefSeq names its product FERM domain containing 4A (gene FRMD4A). Lineage: Eukaryota; Metazoa; Chordata; Testudines; Testudinidae. Bases 382 to 3504 code for a protein of 1040 amino acids. Gene Ontology annotation, cellular component: bicellular tight junction; adherens junction; cytoskeleton. The transcript has 24 exons. Gene Ontology annotation, biological process: establishment of epithelial cell polarity. The record is from RefSeq and is a predicted model, not a curated record.
UAAUUACAUGUCUGUAGUAAGUGUGUUAGCUCCACAGGGAGCUGAGUCCUUUUGGAGAGGAGGAGAAAUAGAUUUUAUUUUUUUGGGUAACGUGAAAAGGGUCAGUGCAUAACCCAGUUCUCAUUCGAAUACGAUAAAGGUAAUUGUUGCUCUCAAGUGAAUGCCUGGCACUUCCUGAUUCUGCUCCUCUCGUUCAUUGCUCAUGUCUGUAUUAUGCAGACGUCUGCUUUCCAAAGAGAGGAGCAGGUUUUUAUGAGAAGAGAGAAGAAAAUUGACCAUUUUGGAAGCGUUUGCUGUAGGUGCUGCUGGAUGCUUUGCUGUGAACCAGGGCCGAAGGCUGACCAAAUCCGAGGGAGGAUUUGUAUGUAGGAAGAGAAGGUUAUGGCUGUUCAGCGUGCUCCAGAAUCUGCUCUUAGCUUGUUGAUGAUGACAGAGGGCCGCCGAUGUCAAGUGCACCUCCUCGAUGACAGGAAGCUGGAACUUCUCGUGCAGCCAAAGCUUUUGGCCAAGGAGCUGCUCGACCUGGUGGCAUCUCAUUUCAACCUGAAGGAGAAGGAAUACUUUGGAAUUGCCUUCACAGAUGAAACGGGACAUUUAAACUGGCUUCAGCUGGACCGUAGAGUGCUAGAACAUGACUUCCCCAAAAAGUCAGGACCAGUUGUUUUGUACUUCUGUGUCAGGUUCUACAUUGAGAGCAUAUCUUAUUUAAAGGAUAAUGCCACCAUCGAGUUGUUUUUCUUGAAUGCAAAGUCCUGUAUUUACAAGGAACUCAUUGAGGUUGACAGCGAGGUGGUGUUUGAAUUGGCCGCAUACAUCUUACAGGAGGGGAAAGGAGAUUUUGCAAGCAAUGAAAUUGUAAAGACUGACUUGAAGAAGCUUCCAGCCCUUCCAACGCAAGCCCUGAAGGAGCACCCCUCCCUUGCUUACUGCGAGGACAGAGUCAUCGAGCAUUACAAGAAACUGAGUGGUCAGACAAGAGGCCAAGCAAUUGUAAAUUACAUGAGCAUUGUAGAAUCCCUCCCAACGUAUGGAGUCCAUUAUUAUGCAGUAAAGGACAAGCAGGGAAUUCCCUGGUGGUUAGGACUUAGUUACAAGGGCAUUUUUCAGUACGACUACCACGACAAAGUGAAACCAAGAAAGAUCUUCCAAUGGAGGCAGCUAGAGAACCUGUACUUCCGAGAGAAGAAGUUUUCCGUGGAAGUUCACGACCCACGCAGGGCUUCUGUGACCAGGAGAACGUUUGGGCACAGUGGCAUUGCCGUGCACACGUGGUACGCCUGUCCUGCAUUGAUCAAAUCCAUUUGGGCUAUGGCCAUUAGCCAGCACCAGUUCUACCUGGACCGAAAGCAGAGUAAGUCCAAGAUUCAUGCUGCGAGAAGCCUAAGUGAAAUCGCUAUUGACCUGACUGAAACUGGAACGCUGAAGACUUCAAAACUAGCCAACAUGGGAAGCAAAGGCAAAAUUAUCAGCGGCAGCAGUGGCAGUCUUUUGUCAUCAGGUUCCCAAGAGUCAGAUAGCUCUCAGUCUGCCAAGAAAGACAUGCUGGCUGCGUUGAAAUCCAGGCAGGAAGCUCUGGAAGAGACACUGCGCCAGCGACUGGAGGAGCUAAAGAAACUGUGUCUCCGAGAAGCGGAGCUCACAGGAAAGCUGCCCAGGGAAUACCCCCUAGAUCCAGGAGAGGAGCCACCUAUUGUAAGGAGAAGAAUAGGGACUGCCUUUAAACUGGAUGAACAGAAAAUACUGCCUAAAGGAGAGGAAGCGGAGCUGGAGCGCCUGGAGAGGGAAUUUGCAAUUCAGUCCCAGAUCACUGAGGCUGCUCGGCGCCUGGCCAGUGACCCCAAUGUCAGCAAAAAGCUGAAGAAACAAAGGAAAACCUCCUACCUUAAUGCCCUAAAGAAACUGCAGGAGAUCGAAAACUCCAUCAAUGAGUACCGCAUCAAAUCUGGAAAGAAGCCAACACAGAGAGCCUCCCUGAUCAUAGAUGAAGGAAACAUCGCCAGUGAAGAUAGCUCCCUCUCAGAUGCCCUUGUUCUUGAGGACGAGGAUUCUCAGGUUAUCAGCACAAUAUCCCCCUUACAGUCACCUCACAAAGGACUCCCUCCCCGGCCACCCCUACAUAACAGACCACCUCCUCCACAGUCAUUGGAAGGACUCAGACAAAUGCACUACCACCGGAAUGAUUAUGACAAGUCCCCUAUCAAGCCCAAGAUGUGGAGCGAGUCAUCCCUGGAUGAACCCUAUGAGAAGGUCAAGAAAUGCUCCUCACACAGUCAUUCCAGCAGUCAUAAGCGGUUCCCCAGCACAGGAAGCUGUGCAGAGGCUGGAGGGAGCAGCUCUCUGCAAAAUAGCCCCAUCAGGAGCCUCCCGCAUUGGAAUUCCCAGUCCAGCAUGCCAUCUACACCAGAUCUACGGGUACGCAGUCCGCAUUAUGUCCAUUCCACUAGGUCAGUAGACAUCAGCCCAACCAGACUGCACAGCUUAGCUCAGCACUUUAGACACAGAAGCUCCAGCUUAGAGUCACAAGGCAAGCUCCUUGGGUCAGAGAACGAGACGGGGAGCCCCGAUUUCUACACCCCAAGGACUCGUAGCAGUAAUGGCUCUGACCCCAUGGAUGACUGCUCUUCGUGCACCAGCCAUUCCAGCUCUGAGCACUACUACCCUGCUCAGAUGAACCCCAACUACUCCACCCUGGCCGAGGAUUCCCCCUCAAAAGCCAGAGAGCGGCAGAGGCAAAGGCACAAAUCUGCGGGAAACCUGGUCUCUUCUAAUUCAGGGAGCAUGCCCAACCUGGCAGCAAGGAACGGAACCGGGCACCCGGGGGUCUAUCUGCAUAGCCAGAGCCAGCCUUCCUCUCAGUACAGGAUCAAAGAGUACCCCCUGUACAUCGAAGGCAGCUCCACGCCCGUGGUGGUGCGCAGCCUGGAGAAUGACCAGGAGGGACACUACAGCGUGAAAGCACAAUUUAAAACCUCCAACUCCUACACGGCAGGGGGGAUGUUUAAAGAAAACUGGCAUGGGGACGAAGUGGACUCAAUCAGACUGACCCCCUCCCGUUCUCAGAUCAUAAGGACUCCAUCUCUGGGCAGAGAAGGCCAUGAGAAGGGCUCAGGCAGGACUGCAGUAUCAGAUGAACUCCGGCUGUGGUACCAGCGGUCCACAGCCUCCCACAAGGAGCACAGCCGCCUGUCGCACACGAGCUCCACCUCCUCGGACAGCAGCUCCCAAUACAGCACAUCUUCUCAAAGCACCUUUGUGGCACACAGCAGGGUAACGAGGAUGCCUCAAAUGUGUAAAGCAACAUCAGCUGCCUUACCUCACAGCCAGAGGAGUUCAACACCAUCUAGUGAACUAGCAGCUACACCACCAAGCAGUCCCCACCACAUCGUAGCAUGGCAGACUGGGAGCUACAAUGAUAGCUGUUUCCUGGAUUCUCCCCUCUAUCCAGAACUAGCAGAUGUCCAGUGGUAUGGACAGGAAAAAGCCAAGCCUGGGACUCUAGUGUGAACCCCUGACCUCAAUCCGAUCACAUCAAUGCCAUUCUGAGAUCACCUCACUGCCUCUCAUUUGCCUUACCCAGAUGCACUGUCUCCCGGCACCAGCUUCAACGCUAAGCACUUUUCUCGAAAUGCGAUUCAAGAUGCCAUUACAGAUACUAGCCCCAGACUGCAUCCGCAACCACCAACGGAUAGCAGUGUUUCAAACCACGUUGCCACGGACUGACAUACAACUUCUAUAGCCCAAAGGGCCGGGACUGGGGACAGUAUGAAUAACUAUGUUAGCAGCCAGAUGGCAGCGGGGUUUUUUCUUUGAAAGCCUUUCAAGGUAUAAAUACAAUCUUAUAGGUCUACAUGGGAAAAUAGUAAGAUUUCUACAACUUGCAGUCUGAAGCCAACAGAACAUUAGUUAAGGGGGCAAGAAACAGCAAUUGUGAAAUAUAUUCCUUACUCCUGAAGUAUUUAUUUGGAGUAAAGAAAAGCUCCUCUUGCUUCAGAAAUGUGCCAGAAUAUCGCAAUCAGUUCAGUGCUGCCAAGAUCACAGAAUGACUACGAGACGAGAGCACGGGCAGCGUCUCUGUAAGUGUGCCCAUUUCCAGAGAUGACAGUCUACACUUUGGAAACUGUUUUUACUUCCUUCCUCACUUUAAGCCCUUCCAAAAAAUAAAACAACCACCACCAAAACCCAUCGGGAUGAAGACACACCGGAGCUCUGGUCUGGGAUCAUAAAAUCAGUCUUGAAAAGCUGCUGUUUAAACUGGACAGACACAAAGGUUUACAAGGGUAUGAUCUAAAGCAGAGGCAAGUGCUGCUACUCUUAGCAUCUUUGCCUGGCACAGGCUAACCAACAAUACAUGCAGUUUUUGUUUGGGGUUUUUUGUAACGCUUAUGAUAAAUUAAGGUGAAAAUUGCCAAAAGCCGUUCUAUGAAUAGAAAUAACCAAUAAAGGAUAUCUUAUUUAUGCACAAAGUGUUUAACAUGAAAUCAAAGGAAAGCACAUUACGAGCUAAUCGACGUGAUCAAGCCACAUUAGCAUAACGGUUCCAAUUAUUAUGCUUUUGGUAAGUGCCAGUGUAGCAAAGGGCUCAUCACCAAACUAUUGGUAUCCAAGGGACCCCACGAUGUUAUAAAGCGGAAGGGUUCAGUAGGGUUCUCUAUGAACCAGCAGACUAGGCAAAUUUUCAGAUUGCAAGAAAGAACCAUAAUGAAUAAAAGCUAAUUAAUUAGUAACCUUGAUGCACUUGACACAGACUCUCAUUGUCUACGGAUACCAAAAGGAAGCCUAGGAGAGAGUCGUGACCAGGAGCUGCAAGUUUACAUGUACUUUGGAGCAAUGCUUUACACAUGUCAAGCCAUCAAACGGCAAAAGGCCUCAAAGACACUUUUGUGCUGAAGUAGUGCACAAGCUUGGUAGGGGUUGAAGCUGGCACGUCUCGUCUUCGCUACGGUGCUAUGCUGUUUUUAUUGCCUCUAGAUGGGGUGGGGUUCUCGCCCCAUUUGUGCAUGCGGAUGACGAUUUCCUAUGGGAAAGGCAAUUAAAGAAAUGGCUGGAGGGGCUUACUUUGUGAAAAGCAGAAACUGAGGUUAGCUUUAGUUUAAAGAAAUCAAGUGUGCUUGCGUGCGUGCGUGUGUGUGUGUUCGAAGAAUAAUGCUAGUCUACCAGACAAGGAGGGCAGGAAAUUGAAAACUAAACUUGAGGGCUGCCACACCUUUUUCUUGUAAUAGUAUCACUGGGAAACUUUUUUACCAGAAGCUUUCAAGAGCACAGAUUGGAGGAGGCUUGGAAAGACUAGGAGUAGGGGGAGUGUUUGUUUAAAAAUGAAUGUUAGCAGUUACUGUGAGUGCUUUUUCCUAUAUCGUUUAUACGUGUAUUGACUUGUUUUAAUAUUCUGCACUUACCUGCUACCCUGCAGUCUCCCUAUACUCCUGUGAGGCACUGUAGGAGCUGUAGCUGGGGGGGCAAGUGAGGCCUGGGGCGGUUAUCUGACUUGCCCAAGAGCAUGUAGGAAGAAAUAGAACUCAGCUCUGACUUCUGUGCCAUUAGUUAUAAAAAUCACCUCUCCACAGAGCUGGCAAAUUUUUGCACUGGCAGGAAAUUUAAAUUUAAAACACUAAAGCCUCUGUUUGCCAAAAGCUGGGAAUGGGCGAGAG